CAAACCAUCGCAGCUAACAAACCCUAAAUCCAGAUCUAUUCCCUCCGACCUAGGCUAUGGCUUCCAUGGUGUCCAAGCUCGCGCGGGCAGCCUUCGCAACCCGCGCCUCUCCCUCAGCCGUUGGAGGUCUUGCUGGUGGCGGCCGUCGUGCAGCCGCCAUCAGUGGCUCCCCUGCAGACGCCCUCACUGUCUCCCUUGCAGAAGUUCCCAAAGCAUAUCCCAAUCCACCUGUUGAUGAGAAUGUACUCAAGUCCAAGGAAGCCAUGUGGGCCUUCUAUGAGCACUGGUGCAAGUUUCAUGGCAUAUCGCGUGACCGUCGUGAGAUGGCCCGUCGGUUCAAGACAUUUAGUGAUAACGCAAGGCGUGUUUACGAGUUCAACAAUUCCAACUGCCGUGGCAGUCUGGCAAUGAACCCUCUGUCAGAUGCGACAACGGAGGAGAUCAAGAUGAGAAAUGGAUAUAGGCGGCGUACAAAAAAAUGAUCGCACCCCUUCCUGAUGUACUCUUGUGUGAGCCCUUAAGCCUUAAGUUAUGCUUCUGUGUACCAAGACAUGCCUCUUAAGUUCCUAGCAGUACUGUGUGUUGCAAAAAAAUGAUCUCAGCCUUUUCUGAUGUACUCUUGUGUAAGCCCUUAAGCCUUAAGGUAUGCUUGGUACCAAGACAUGCCGCUUAAGUUCCUAGCAGUUCUAUGUGCUGCUUUGUUGCAUGAACAUUUUAACUUUAAAUAAAAGUCUAUAUCAUGUAUAUUGGACAAUUAUCUAUCUCUUUGAUGUAUGAGCUCAUUUAUAGCUUCCAUAAAAGCUAUAUUUUCUGUAA
Molecule: messenger RNA, 816 nt
Organism: Lolium perenne
Lineage: Eukaryota; Viridiplantae; Streptophyta; Magnoliopsida; Poales; Poaceae
Source: RefSeq, a predicted model, not a curated record